UAGAGAAAAACUGUUGGCACACCUCUCCGGGCACUACUGCUCCCUCAGGAGUCUGGUCAACAUUUUGUCUUUAUUACUACAACAUAGGCUUUAUUACUAAUUUCAAAAUACUCAGUUCACCCGAAUACUUAGUGGCCAUAUAUCACCACUAGAAAAGAGAUCUCUAGCUUCCCCGGCCAGUGGGGAUAAGAGUCCUUUACCUGAAGUCACCUUGUAUGAGGGUUUGAAAUAUAAUGUCAAAAAAAAAAAAAGGAAGAGAAAGAUAAUGUCAAAACCGCAGGCGGGGCUGUGGAUUUCCAAAUUCCUAUAUAUUUGUCUUAACUAAAUGUCACACACCUUUCUAGGAAUGGAGGAUACAACUCAGAGCAGAGUGCACCCGCUUACAGUGAAAAGAAAAACUUCCAAGUAAAUACAUUAUUUCAAUGUGUAACAGUUACAGAAGCACCUACAGACAUUUAGAGACGUCGUGGAAGGAAGAUGACUGGAGAGAGAAAGAAGUUGAGAAUGAUUGCAUGUACCUACACCCACGUAAAAACAGUUCUCUGCCCCACUGCAGCUUUAAGUAUCUACCCAUUUUUAACAUGGCGGAGGCCGAGCCUGCGCAGGACGAACAAGGAAGGUCGAUUCCAGUUUCUGGCAUAACGUUACAUGCCCUUCUUCCGGUGCAGAAGGCUAUACCAUUCCCUAGUCACCAUUACUUUAAGUACUGCAAAAUCUCAGCAUUGGCUCUACUGAAAAUGGUGAUGCAUGCCAGAUCAGGAGGCAACCUGGAAGUGAUGGGCUUGAUGCUGGGAAAGGUGGACGGUGAGACCAUGAUCAUCAUGGACAGCUUUGCUUUGCCUGUCGAGGGCACUGAAACCCGAGUAAACGCUCAGGCCGCCGCGUAUGAGUACAUGGCUGCAUACAUAGAAAAUGCUAAACAGGUUGGCCGCCUUGAAAAUGCAAUUGGCUGGUAUCAUAGCCACCCUGGCUAUGGCUGCUGGCUUUCUGGAAUUGAUGUUAGUACUCAGAUGCUCAAUCAGCAGUUCCAGGAACCAUUUGUAGCAGUGGUAAUUGACCCAACAAGAACAAUAUCUGCAGGGAAAGUGAAUCUUGGAGCCUUCAGGACAUACCCAAAGGGCUACAAGCCUCCGGAUGAAGGACCUUCUGAGUACCAGACCAUCCCACUUAAUAAAAUAGAAGACUUUGGUGUACACUGCAAACAAUACUAUGCCUUAGAAGUCUCAUAUUUCAAAUCCUCUUUGGAUCGGAAAUUGCUUGAACUUUUGUGGAAUAAAUACUGGGUGAAUACGCUGAGUUCCUCUAGCUUGCUUACAAAUGCAGACUAUACCACCGGUCAGGUCUUUGAUUUGUCUGAAAAAUUAGAACAGUCAGAAGCCCAGCUGGGACGAGGAAGUUUCAUGUUGGGUUUAGAAACACAUGACCGAAAGUCAGAAGACAAACUUGCCAAAGCUACGCGAGACAGCUGUAAAACUACCAUAGAAGCUAUCCAUGGAUUGAUGUCUCAGGUUAUUAAGGAUAAACUGUUUAAUCAAAUUAACAUCUCUUAAACAAGCACCAAGUAGUACUUUUGCCUGAAAGCCAGUAUGAGGAAAAAUACUCAAGUAACACUUUAAAACCAGUUACCAAAAAUCUGAUUAGAAGAAUAAGGUGCUCUGAAGGUGUCCUGAAUAUUAACAUCCUAUAAUAAAAUUCUUUAAAAUGAAA
Messenger RNA from Odocoileus virginianus texanus, 1707 nucleotides. Lineage: Eukaryota; Metazoa; Chordata; Mammalia; Artiodactyla; Cervidae. The record is from RefSeq and is a predicted model, not a curated record.